UUAUAAACCCAAACAACAGUCAUUCACUUCAUUACCAAUUGUGGAGCAUAGACUUGAUACAACAAAUUUUCACCUUGCUCUUCUGCUUCCUCUAAAGAAUUUUCAGUUUUACCGAUACAUUGAGUCUUAGACAUCUUAGAUUCAUUUCGCUCAAAAUGAAGAUAAAAUCAUUCAUCUUCUCUUCUCUUUUUCUACCGAGAAGAAUGCUUGAAUCUGAUCCUGACAUAGAAGUUUCAUGGCAUCAUUCUAAACAACUUAGGAAACUACGAGCUCGGAAUCCUUAUCGUCUGCAUUCUACCUGUGUCUUGCCCAGGGUUGUGGUCCCGUUGAGGACUUCUUCCAUGUCGACUUGCCCGAUCAACACAUGGACCUCUUCGAGCUGUAUGAGCCGAUGGGAGGUGACCACUUCAACAUCUUCGCGGCCGGCCUCAAGACUGCUGACCGCGUGAUCACCGUCAGCCGUGGCUACGCAUGGGAGCUCACAACAUCCGAAGGUGGGUGGGGACUCCAUGAGAUCAUAAACGAGAACAACUGGAAGUUCCGAGGCAUCGUCAACGGGAUCGACACAGUGGACUGGAACCCUGAGCUGGAUCUUCACCUGCAAUCCGAUGGCUACAGAAACUAUUCCAUUGAGACUCUGCAAGCCGGGAAACCACAGUGCAAGGCGGCGCUGCAGAAGGAGCUCGGCCUCCCUGUCCGCGAGGACGUCCCCCUCAUCGGAUUCAUCGGCCGGCUGGAUCACCAGAAGGGCGUCGACCUCAUUGCGGGUGCGAUGCCUUGUAUCGUCGGGCAGGACGCGCAGCUGGUGAUGCUGGGCACCGGGCGGGCCGACCUGGAGGAGAUGCUGCGCAAGUUCGACAGGGAACACCACAACAAGGUGAGGGCGUGGGUGGGGUUCUCGGUGAAGAUGGCGCACAGGAUCACCGCAGGGGCGGACGUCCUGCUCAUGCCAUCGCGGUUCGAGCCCUGCGGGCUGAACCAGCUGUACGCCAUGAAGUACGGCACGGUCCCGGUGGUGCACGCCGUCGGCGGGCUUCGUGACACGGUGAUCCCGUUCGAUCCCUUCAGGGAGAGCGGGUUCGGGUGGACGUUCGACCGGGCGGAGGCCAACAAGCUGAUCAAUGCGCUGGGGAACUGCCUCAACACCUACAGGAACCAGAAGGAGAAUUGGAAGGGCCUGCAGACGCGAGGGAUGGCACAGGACCUGAGCUGGGACAAGGCCGCCAAACAUUACGAGGAAGUCCUCGUCUCAGCUAAGUAUCAGUGGUGAUCUUUGAGAACAUGAACGAACAGUAUCUAUCUCAGCUAUCUGAUGAUCCAAUCCGGAUCUCUCUUCACCGAACCCGCAAAGAUUCGCCGAACAUGGAACGUCUAUAAGUAUUGUGUGCGUCCGUUUGAUUGAUGACAUCAACAUUUUGACACGUCUCUCUCUCUCUAUCUCUUCCUCGCUGUCUAGAAAUUAUGUCU
Molecule: messenger RNA, 1467 nt
Organism: Musa acuminata AAA Group (dessert banana)
Lineage: Eukaryota; Viridiplantae; Streptophyta; Magnoliopsida; Zingiberales; Musaceae
Product: granule-bound starch synthase 2, chloroplastic/amyloplastic-like
Exons: 1
Coding region: 365-1270 (301 amino acids)
Molecular function (GO): alpha-1,4-glucan glucosyltransferase (UDP-glucose donor) activity
Source: RefSeq, a predicted model, not a curated record